AUGGCGCCGGUGCUGCCCCUGGUGCUGCCCCUCCAGACCCGCAUCCGUCUGGCGCAGGGCCUCUGGCUCCUCUCCUGGCUGCUGGCGGUGGUCGGUGGCCUCACCCUCCUCUGUAGCGGGCACCUCCUGGUCCAGCUGUGGCACCUUGGCACCUUCUUGGCUCCCUCCUGCCCGGUCGCUGCCCUGCCCCAGGUUGCCUUGGCAGCCAGUGCAGUGGCUCUGGGCACAGGACUGGUGGGUUCAGGAGCCAGCAGGGCCAGUCUGGAUGCAGCUCAAUACCCUCCCUGGCGAGGGGUCUUGGGCCCGCUGCUGGUGGCUGGCACAGCUGGUGGCGGGGGGCUCCUGGUUCUUGCCCUGGGGCUAGCCCUGGCUUUGCCUGGGACUCUGGACACAGGACUGGAGGAGGGCCUGGGGACUGCCUUGGCUAACUACAAGGACACAGAGGUCCCCGGACGCUGUCAAGCCAAACGGCUGUUGGACGAGCUGCAGCUGAGGCACCACUGCUGCGGGCGCCAUGGGUACAAGGAUUGGUUUGGGAUCCAGUGGGUCAGCAACCGUUACCUGGAUCCCAAUGACCAGGACGUGGCUGACCGGAUCCAGAGCAAUGUGGAAGGCCUAUAUCUGAUUGAUGGGGUCCCUUUCUCCUGCUGUAAUCCCCACUCACCCAGACCUUGCCUGCAAAGCCAGCUCUCAGACCCCCACGCCCACCCCCUCUUUGAUCCCCGACAGCCCAACCUAAACCUCUGGGCCCAAGGAUGCCAUGAGGUGCUGCUGGGGCACCUGCAGGGGCUGGCGAGCACACUGGGCAACAUGCUGGCUGUUACCUUCCUGCUGCAGACUCUGGUACUCUUGGGCCUGCGGUACCUGCAAACGGCACUGGAGGGGCUCGGAGGAGUCAUCGAUGGGGAGGGAGAGGCCCAGGGCUAUCUCUUUCCUGCUGGGCUGAAAGACAUGCUGAAAACAGCGUGGCUACAGGGAGGGGUGGCCCGCAGGCCAGCACCUGAGGAGGCCCCACCAGAAGAGGAACCUCCCAAGGAGGGUCUACCUGAGGCCUAGUGGCCUGGAGCUUGGGGUGGGGAUGAGGGGUGGGGGGAAGGGGAGAGAUGGACAAGCCUGGAAACCUCACAACUCCUUAUAAGGCUCCAGGUGGGGGAGGAGGGAUCUCUGGGAUUAGAGGGUUAAGGAUAGUCAGUGAGCUGGACUGGGGUAGGAGAGAAAACCAGGUGUCCUAGGGCCUAGCCCAUGGCCAGAACCACCAGGGAAGAACAGAAAAAAAAACCAGGGUGGUGGGAAAGUGACAUGGGAAGGACUGGAGGCUGCUUCUGGUGCACAGACUCAAUAAAGCUUUUGGACUGAA
Orcinus orca (killer whale) is the source of this 1357-nucleotide messenger RNA. It is a transcript of the gene ROM1, whose product is annotated as retinal outer segment membrane protein 1. Bases 1 to 1056 code for a protein of 351 amino acids. The record is from RefSeq and is a predicted model, not a curated record. Gene Ontology annotation, cellular component: membrane. Gene Ontology annotation, biological process: visual perception. Lineage: Eukaryota; Metazoa; Chordata; Mammalia; Artiodactyla; Delphinidae. The transcript has 3 exons.